Camellia sinensis is the source of this 1207-nucleotide messenger RNA. Its product is annotated as RNA-binding (RRM/RBD/RNP motifs) family protein. Lineage: Eukaryota; Viridiplantae; Streptophyta; Magnoliopsida; Ericales; Theaceae. Gene Ontology annotation, cellular component: nucleus. Gene Ontology annotation, molecular function: mRNA binding. Gene Ontology annotation, biological process: mRNA export from nucleus. The record is from RefSeq and is a predicted model, not a curated record.
AUUCACAUCUCUCUCUCUCGAUCUGUAUAUCUAUCUAUCAACAUAUAUAUAUAUAUAUAUAGUUUUGAGUCAGAUCAGAUCUAUAUUAAAGUGUAGAUCUGGUAUUUCUUGGUAGAGUUUGCCGAAAAUGUCAGGCGCUGCUUCCUUGGACAUGACCCUGGACGACCUCAUCAAGAACAACAAGAAAUCCGGAGGAGGAGGUGGUGGUGGUGGUGGUAACUUCAGAGGCAGAGGUCGCUCCUCCUCCGGUCCUGGCCCUGCUCGUCGCUUCCCCAACCGUGGUGCCAAUCGACCUACUCCCUACGCCACCGCCCCCAAGGUGGUUCAAGCACCGGAUUCGAGCUGGAAGCAUGACAUGUUUGGUGCGGAUCAGGGAGGGAUGGCCUAUCCAGGUCAAGCAGCUGGUGGUGGUAGAGCCUCUUCCAUAGAAACCGGAACCAAGCUUUACAUAUCCAACUUGGAUUAUGGCGUCUCCAACGAGGACAUCAAGGAGCUCUUUUCAGAGGUUGGUGACCUCAAACGAUAUUCAAUACAUUAUGAUAGGAGUGGGAGAUCAAAGGGAACAGCAGAAGUUAUCUACUCUCGACGACAGGAUGCUUUAGCAGCUCUCAAGAGGUACAACAAUGUGCAGCUCGAUGGGAAGCCGAUGAAAAUUGAGAUUGUGGGGACAAACAUUGUGACUCCUGCUGUGCCUCCAUCUUCAAAUGGUUCUUUUGGAAAUUCAAAUGGGGUUCCAAGAAGUGGACAAGGAAGGGGUGGCCUAACGGGAAGGAUUCGUGGCGGCAACAGUGGAGGCCGUGGAUUUGGGAGGGGGCGCGGACGGGGAAGAGGCCGUGGUGAGAAGGUGUCAGCAGAAGAUCUUGAUGCAGAUUUGGAAAAGUAUCACUCAGAGUCAAUGCAGAUCAAUUGAAGGAAUCUGUUAUUUUUAUCACCUGGCACUUUACUCCUGCUGUAUCCAUUGUGUGCUUGAUCAUGCAAUAAUCUCAACUAGUUUGUGUAUUUCAAUCAUCCAACUCUUUUAAGAGUAACAAGGAAGAAAAAUACCGGUACAGAAACUGUUAGAACCUUGGUUAAUGGAGCUUGGGCUUUUACUCUUGUUUGUUCCUUUCAUCUGGGUAUGUUACAUCGGUCAGUGUGCUGUUGUAUGUAUUCUGAGUCACAGCAUUUUGGCUUCUUUAGCUACUUUAGUCGUCCUUUAUUCAUUCCA